GGGCUGGAGCACGUCCCAUACGAGGACAGGCUGAGAGAGUUGGGGUUGUUCAGCCUGGAGAAGAGAAGGCUCUGAGGAGAUCUUAUAGUGACCUUCCAGUACCUGAAGGGGCUACAAGAAAGCUGGGAAGGGGCUGUUCACAAAGGCUUGUAGUGAUAGGACAAGGGGCAAUAAGUAUAAACUGGAGAGGGGCAGAUUUAGACUAGACAUAAGAAAGAAUUUCUUCACGAUGAGGGUGGUGAGGUACUGGCACAGGUUGCCCAGGGAAGCUGUGGCUGCCCCAUCCCUGGAGGUGUUCAAGGCCAGGUUGGAUGGGGGUUUGAGUAGUUUGGUCUGGUGGGAGGUGUCCCUGCCCAUGGCAGGGAGGUUGGAACUGGAUGAUCUUUAAGAUCCCUUCUAACCCAAACCAUUUUAUGGUUCAUUCUAUGAUUCUAUGAUUCUAUGAUUCUAUGAUGGGAGCAAGGAGGAAAUCACAGUUAAAACAAUUGUGCUCCUUGCCUGAAGACUCCUGAACUUCUCAGGUUCUCCUGUGCUUCUUCCAGGCUCGGGAAGAUCAUAGACUCACAGAAUGGUUUGGGUCAGAAGAGACCUGAAAGCCCAUCGCGUUCCAACCCCACUGCCAUGGGUGAACCAGGGUGCUCAGAGCCCCAUUCAGCCUGGCCUUGAACACCUCCAGGGAUGGGGAAUCCACAGCUUCCCCGGGCGGCCUCUGCCAGCCCCUCACCAAGACACACCAAGCGCCGGCAGCGGCGCCCCGUGCUCGGACUACAUCUCCCGUCGUGCCCGCGGGAGGAGGCGCCGCCGCCAUCUCGGCCUCGCAGGGACCGCGGCUCCCCCCGCCAUGAGCCGCCUCAGCGGCGCUUGGGACGGCGCCGGCGACCAAGUCCAGCUCCUCCUGGACCUGCAGUCAGCCAACUUUAUCCAGCAGUUGCCGAGAUGCCUUCGGUGUUUGACAAAGAACCUUUCCAGAUAUGCUGCAGAUAUGAAGUCAUUGCCACCCAACAUAAAGGAUAAAUUGAUUAAAUUAAUGAGUAUGCAAGGGCAAAUAACUGAUUCAAAUAUCAGUGAGGUAUUGCACCCUGCUGUAGAGUUUCUAGACCUCCGAGACUGUGAUAUUUCAGAUAAGGCAUUAUUGCAGCUUUGUAACUGCAAGCAAUUGAAAAAAAUCAACUUAAAUUCUUGGAAAGAAAAAAGAUUGGGAAUCACUUCAGAAGGUGUCAUAGCACUGGCCUUAUCCUGUCCUUACUUGCGUGAAGCGUCUUUUAAAAGGUGCUGCGGUAUAACUGACAGUGGAGUUCUUGCUCUUGCGCUCAACUGCCAGUUCCUACAAAUAGUGAACUUGGGCAGUUGUUCAGGAAUCAUGGAUGCAUCUCUGCAGGCACUAGGAGAAAACUGCAAAUUUCUUCACAGUGUGGACUUUUCAUCUACUCUGGUAACAGAUGAUGGCGUUGUAGCACUAGUGAGUGGAACAUGUUCAAAGAAUUUAAAGGAGAUCCACAUGGAAUGCUGUGUAAGUCUGACCGAUGUUGCUGUGGAAGCAGUCCUUACUUGUUGUCCAAAGAUACACAUUUUACUGUUCCAUGGAUGCCCAUUGAUGACAGAUCGUUCUCGAGAUGCUUUAGAGCAGCUUGUCUUAUCAAACAAAAUGAAGCAAGUAACAUGGACUGUUUACUGAAUAUUUAUUGUGUACGUAUGAGUGUAAAGUUUACAGAUGGGAGAGCUCUUUCAGAAACCAAGCG
Molecule: messenger RNA, 1739 nt
Organism: Cuculus canorus (common cuckoo)
Lineage: Eukaryota; Metazoa; Chordata; Aves; Cuculiformes; Cuculidae
Gene: AMN1
Product: antagonist of mitotic exit network 1 homolog
Exons: 8
Coding region: 569-1675 (368 amino acids)
Biological process (GO): SCF-dependent proteasomal ubiquitin-dependent protein catabolic process
Cellular component (GO): SCF ubiquitin ligase complex
Molecular function (GO): protein binding
Source: RefSeq, a predicted model, not a curated record